ACCAGUCUGCAGAAUAGUUUUUUAAUCACACGGUUCUCUCUGAAAACGCUCAGUCUUCAGGACUGGUCUGGAAAUACACCAGGAAGGUGUCUAAUAAACUCCUGGCUGUUUCUUGCCCGCCCCUGUAAUAGGCAGUCCUGUAUAAAGGACAAGGUCUCUGAUAACAGGCUUUUUUUUCUUUUGUUCUAGUCACCGAAGGGGGCAGUGUGGUCUUAUUAAGUACACCGCGGCUGCGUCUACACGAGAUGCUUACUGCGUAGUAGCUCGUCACCAGGAAGCCGUGAGGGGACGCUACUGCGCGGUAACACCAGUCCCUGCAUAGUCAUUUAGUACUUCGGUAUGCAAGUACUAAAUGACUGCGUAGUAACAAUUAUGCCGUCGUCGUCUCUUGUAGACACGGCCUGCGGGUCUGAUUUCCCAGCCUCGGCUCUCUCUGGGCAUUUAUACGCGUGCUGCAGGAGGCGAGGGGGCGCUUUAAUUAGAGCAGAAAUCCUGCCUCUCGCCCGCACUCUGCCUUUGACCUUUCUCUUUGAGGAACUGCUAAACAGAGCUGGAAAACCUGGCUCUGAGCUCAAAACUAACCACAUCACAAAGGGCUUUGGCGCUGCACUUUUCAUUAGACCUCCACUUGUGGAAGUGGUCUGGGAUGGAUCAGUCGGACUGCCGAGGCAUUGCACUGUUUUGGCAGGAGACAUGGCUUUUGCAGCCAUGCACACAGGUAGUUUGCGGGGGGGGAGUUGGCCCACUCCUGCCUUCCUUGCAUAUCCACAGCUUCCAUUUGCUUGGAGAAUUGCAGCUGAGCAGAAGAUAAUGGCUCAAUGUUCAGGAGCGAUGGAUGGACCAGGAGUCCUGUCUGGACUUGGGUCAUGGAGGGCUGAGAAUAGAGGCUUGAGUGCAUUGUCAGAUGGGGCAGAUGGGGAUUUCUGGUGGUGGUAUGCAUACUUCUAUCACAGCGAUGCAGAGGCUCGGAAAAAGAGAAACCCUGGCCCGUUUUCUCCGCUUGAAUCUGCAAUGCGCUUAUUUUUCUGGUUCUCAUUUACUUGGUCGGUCGUCUCCUUCGAAGCGUUGUUUCAACCGCGCAACCAUUUGGAUUCGGAUUUGAGCAUCUUGUGUCACAGCAAACCCCAAACCUUAUAGACAUACAAGCUCGUUGCCCCACGUAAAGUACCCACGAAACGUCCGAAUGAAUACUUUGCCUCCGAUCGACCGCAGCUGAUUAGAGUUAACUGCCAUUUAAGCCUCGUGUGUUUUGAUGCGAGUCAUAUAUCCCAGUCCAAUCAGCACCGGAUUAAAUCUGUUUUUAACCUGAGCAUGCUGCUGUUUGGAUCAGCAUCUCUGACUCUCGUUGGUUUGGGUCACAGGCAAAAUAAAGGUUGAGUUUGCAGGUAGAAAACCCACCAGGUCAUCUUGGGACUUGCGGGUUCAGGGAAGCUGGAAAUAGCAGUAGGGCUAUGCUUUCACCUGUGUCUGUGGCUCUGGAUGUGAUGCUGGUGAUCCAUUUUAAAAGGGAUGUUGCAAGGACAUAGAAAAGAGGUCCAGCAACUAUUCAAGGGAUAAAGCAAAUGCCGGACAGUGGGAGAUUUAAGCUUAGAUUGUUUUUUUCCUUUAAUGAGAAUGAAGCGGUAACUUAAUGGUUUAUAAAACCAAUACCAGGUGAUCAAAUCUCCUUUAAUAUAGAGGAGAAAGGCUAAUGAAGGACUCCUAGGCUGGAAGCUGAAGUGCUUCAUCUUCCUGGGCUCCUUCAUCUUCAUAAGAGGUAAAGUUUUUCCUAACAUGCCCAUUUUCAUCAUAUGUCAUUUCUAUUUCUACAUGGCAUCAUCAUGCUGGAAGACUUUGUGCCUCCAUCAGCAUCCUAGGAAUCGUAUUUCCAGUGAAUUACUGCUUAGGGAGAGCAGAGGAAGCCCCGCAUGUUGCGUUUAGCGCAAAUGACAGGACCCGGGAGCACGCUGUGAUUACAGGGGACACUUGGGAGCAGAGCAGCUGCCGUGUCGGAGCCGACCUUUAGACCUAAGCUGGCUCUGCAAAUGCCACUGAUUCACGCCCUGACUUCGCCUCUCGGUUGCCAUGGCCAAAUUAGAGACCCUGUCAGGUCUUAGUGACCCAAGCUACCAGAACCAGGAGACUUUCCACUCUUUUGCCUCUAGGUCCUCUGAAACCUCCUCCCAGAGCACUAUGGGAAGCGUUGGCAGCGGCGUCGCCAACGAGCAGGAGUUUGCCAUGAAAAGCGUGGGGACCAGGACUCAGAGCAGCAGCAGGCAGGCGGACGGCUCUCGAAAUGGCUAUUCCACGCGGGAGAUCUCCAACCGUUACUCUGGGGAGGAGAAGACGUACAAGACCGAGAAGAUCUCCAACUCCCUCUACAUCAACGGGGACUUACGCAAGAGUGAGAAGCUGAAGACGGACAUUUGUGGGAAUGUGACCACCAAUAAUGAGAAGAACAUGCCGCCUCCUCCCCAGUACAGAGAACCCAGUAAUCCACCAAAGAUAUUGCCGAUCUCUGGGAAAUUGGACCAGAGCAAUGAGCCCUUAGUUAGACCUUCAGCCUUUAAACCAGUAGUUCCUAAAAACUUCCAUUCCAUGCAGAACCUCUGCCCACCGCAGAACAACGGAGUGGCAGAGAACAGGAAGAGCCUGAAUCACACCAACAGCAAUAGCCCAUCCGCGGUCAAAAGUGGGCUUGACAAGACCAGCCUGAAUAGGACUACAAACCAAGUGGGAGGGCUUUCUGAUUCUGGCCGUAACUCUCUGACCAGCUUGCCCACUUACGGGACAGGCUACAGCCAACAUGUUGGUCCCAUGAGCGCUUCGACGAGUCACAUCAACCGCAUUGGCACAACCUAUGUGGAUAAGAACAUUGUGGGAUAUAAUGGGAUAUCUACCUCAGACAGCGGCCGGUCUUCGAGCAAGAGCACUUCUUCCUUCAAUAGACUCAACCAUCUUAAUGAAACGAUGCCUUUCCAUUCGCCCUCGACAGACGACAUUAUCCAAGACCUGGAAGACAGGCUCUGGGAGAAGGAACAGGAGGUCCUCCAGAUGAGAAGAAACCUAGACAAAAGUGAGGCUGCUAUCCUCCAAGUUUUCGAGGAGAAGCAAAAGAUUUGGGAGCGUGAGAUGGAGGACCUCAGGCAAAAUUAUGCAAACAAACUGCAGCAGGUCUCCAAGAAGGCCCAAAGGGCUCAGCAAGCCUUGCAACUCCAAAUUUUCAAGCUCCAGCAGGAGAAGAAGAAGCUCCAAGAUGAUGUGGCGCAGCUUCUCCAGCAGCGAGAAGAGCUGGAGAAAAAAUUUGUGGCGUUCAAAAAAGAGCAGGCCGAGUUUCUUCCCAAGAUUGAAGAAACCAAGUGGGAGGUGUGCCAGAAGGCUGGUGAGAUCUCCCUGCUGAAGCAGCAGCUGAAGGACUCCCAAGCGGACGUGUCCCAGAAGCUGAACGAGAUCGUGGGACUGCGGACGCAGCUCAAGGAAGGGAAGAACUUCCUACGGGAGAAGGAAGAGCAGAUCCUCACCCUGAAGGACUCCUACAGCUCCAAGAGCGUCAACCUGGAGAUCUGCGAGAACGAGCUCCAGAGGAAGAUGAACGAGGUGCAGAUGCUAAGGGAAAAGCUGAACCACUGUGAACUCGAGGUCUCCGGCCUCAAGCAGACGCUGGCCAGCAUGGGCCACCCGGGGCCUUUCCCCCCUGAACUCAGUGAGAAGCUCCAGGACCCGCUGGCCUGCGAGAGCGACGAGGCCAAGAUGAAACGCCAGAACGAGGACAGCAUCAACACCCUGAAGAAGGAGGUCGAGCGGCUGCAGGCAGAGCUGAAGCUGGAGCGCCAGCAGCGAGGGCAGCAAGUGAUGGACUUUGAGGAGGAGCGACGCACCUGGCAGGAGGAGAAGGAAAAGGUGAUCAAGUACCAGAAGCAGCUGCAGCUCAACUACGUGGAGAUGUACCAGAAAAACCAGAUCCUGGAGCACAAGGUGAACGAAAUGACCAGCAAGACGACCAGCUCGCCUCACAGCGAGGAGAAAAAACCCUGGACUCCCUCCCGGCUGGAGCGAAUAGAGUCCACCGAGAUCUGACGAGGCACCCGGACCAUCACGACCAUGCAUGUGCAACCUACUCCAGCCAGCAGUCGUCUGAAGGAUGACGUGCUCUGAGAGGUGUGAGCUUGCUUGCGACCAACCCCUCCACCCUGACUCGGUUCUUCAGUGCUCCUUAGGUAACAGACCUGUGGGUGUAUGUUGUUAUACUCUGACACGCAUCUGUUUUUUCUAGUACAGCUUUUUCAGCCCUUUUGGAAUAUGCCGUGACUGUUACUUAUUCACUUGCUGCCAUCCUCUUUCCCCCGCCGCUCACGCCCCUUGUUUUUGGGGUGGGGUUUCAUUUCUUGGUUACAUUUCUUCCUCCUUUUUUUGAUAAGUCUUUUCAGUAAAAUUAGUUUCAAGCUGACAGGUUUUCUGUUCUUUGGGUUGUUUUUUUUAGCCACAUUGGCUAACGGAGCAAAGCUCUGGGGAUCGCAAGAAAUUUUAUAUCCUGUCUUGCUGAUAGCCAAAUCCUGGUCCCAGUGAAGUCAAUAGGAGUCAUGCCCAUUGACUUCAGUGAAACCAGACUGCUGACUGAGAUCAGAAAAGCAUCUCUAGCAUUGCCAGAGCCCAUAAUGUCACUUGGGGGUUGGCAUGAGCCAGCUGAGGUCAAGUGAGCCAGCAUGCCCUGGCAUCCCAAGUGAGCUGAGAAGCUCUUUGGAAGUUCAGCAGUUUGACAUAUGCUGCAUUUUCGUAUCCGGCUCCUCCCCAUUCCUUGGUGACAGCCAGGGCUUUGGUGAUGGCCAGGUUGUAGCAAAAAAAGCACUCUGAUCCUAUUCUUCCUGUGCUCUUGACCUAGAAACGUGAGGGAGCACCAGAAAUUCAAGCAACUUGCACUUGAUUCCCAGAGAAACAAGGACUUCAGCGAAACAGCCCAACUCCUUGGAUCUUUAUCCAGGCUGAAGCUUUAAGAGUCUGCCCGUUGCAAGGUAGCAGGUGAUGUAGGAAUGAUGCCAAGUGCCCUUCCUCUGGCUGUUGUUCCCAGGGCAGGGAUGGCUGGUUGCAGAGGGGUGUCAGGUCAGGACUUACAGGUCCGUAGACUCGGCUAUGUUGGGGAGCACAUGUCAGCCUCUCAGAUAUGGCCCAGAUAUAGUGUAAAUAUUGCUAAUGCUGUGCUAUUUCAUGCACUCAAGUGUGACACGUAGAAGGAAGAUGGCCUAGACCCUCUUCAAAAAAGUGUUUGAUUCUGUGCCUAGCUGUGAGCAAGGUGGUGAUUCCAGUGCGGACCCUGCUUAAAGUUAAGCACACGCGCAAAACAUCUUCCUAAAUUGGACCCGGGUCCCCCCUGCUGAUUGGUGCCCACAGGCACCAACUCUUCUGUCUAUAUGCAAGAGCAGCUGUCAGCUUUGCAGUGCAGAUAGAUGGGGAACAUAACAGGCUGGAUUCCCACCUACCCGAAGACCUCUUUAUGCCACUUUGGCAACAGAGAGGGGCCCUCAAGAAGGACUCAAGCUGUCCACGUGGGGUUCAGGGGGCUCAGGGCAACUGGGAGCAAGGCCUGUUGAUUGCAGCUAGGCAAACCAAGGAUCAUUGCCUCCAGGAUGUGGUGCUGGCAGCCCAGAAGCUGCUAUGCAAUCCAAAUGGCAUCUGAGAGAGGGCUUGAGGCUACACACUUUCCAUAUUUCCCCGUGUCCAAGCUCCCACCACCCUGUGACAGCUCACAGUUCCCCAUCAAGCACUGAACUCCAGCUGGGACCUAGAACACCUUUAUGGUGAGCUCCAGAUUCAGAGGCAGGUCACUGGGAAAGGCACAGCUAGUCCAGUGAGUCUCAUCCUGUUGUUUUCCAGCAGACUUUGUCCGCUGGGCAUUGGACAGCAACGAUCAGAGCAUCAUAACAGCAGCACUGAUGGGCAGCAGUGGUCCUGUUGUAGUAGAAAAUGGGGGCCUGUGAUUUUGUGGGCUUGGGAGCCAGUUUAAAUCAGCGCCUGCUCCCCGUGAGUCGAUGGCAGUCAGGGAGAAGAGAGCCAGUGCUGACUGGUGUCACUGGAGACCAGUUUCUGGUGACUAGGAGGAAGUGGAUAUGGUCACCUCCCAGGGGCAUGAUUGGGCAAGAGUGGGCACUGUAGUGACUUCCAUCUGUGAAGCCAGGAUAAUGUCAGUGAGGGCUUUGCUUCCCAUGAAGGGCUCCAUCAGGGAACAUGGUGACAGCCAAGAGCUCUCCCUAGCAUUGCAAGUCUGAUUUCCUCCCCCCUCCACACUUGUUUUGCAGUCAGCCUCUUCUGACUGUGAUCCCAGUGGGGCUCCCACCACCCAUCCCCAGCUGUGCAGUCCCCAGUGCUGUGUAGAGGUGUGAAGAGCUGCGCCCGGAGCACGGAGCAGACCAGGGUGGCCGUGGCGGUGGCUAGAUUCAUGCCGUGGCAGCCUGACAUGCUAGGUCGCACUUUUAGUUCCAUGUUGUGGGGUUGUAGAUGCAACAGUCUGUGCGCUGCAGGGCACUGUAUUGGCUUGGCCAGUCUGGGGGUGGCAGCCCCAUGGAAGGGCCAGUUGGGGGGCAUUUCUGGGUCUGUGUGAGGCUGGGCUCUGUCUUCAGCCCCUUUACUCGCACCAGGCCAGUAUCUCAGCUGAGGUAAAUCAAAGUAGCUGCCUUGCCUUGAAGGGAGCUGGGCCAGUGCGUGCCAGCCAAAGAACGAGACACCUGCAUAUCCACCCAAGGCCCGAUACUGCACAAAGCUGAGCCCUUCAGUGCCCAUCAUAGUCAUCCGGGGGUCGAGGCAUUCAGCAUCUAAUGCAGAGGCCUUGACUGAGUUCAGGUCUUGAAGGACGUCCACCCAAUAGGUAGGGUGAAGCCCGCAUCUGUGAAGCAGGAGAUCUGGGUGACUUUGAGUCACUCCGCCUUUGUGUGCCUCGGUUUCCCCCACCUUGUUAGACCUCCCUCCCCCAACCUCACAGGGCCGUUGUGAGGACUCACUCAUUCUGGUGCACAAAGGGCUUUGAGAUCCUUGGACACCAGGGCCAAGCACCGAGCACUUGCAGCUGUCCCUUCAAAGGAGUUCAGAUCAGCUUCCCCUGGGAUUCUUCAGGCCGUGCUGCAGAGAGAGAGAAGUCCCAGGGAGUGGCACCCACCCUCUGAGCAGGCUGGGUCCAGGGGCCUGGGAGCUUUUUCCGUCUCCCACUACUCUGGGUGAUGCUCCAGCCUUAGUGAAAUCAAAGGUAUGUUCCCACUGACAUGGAUGCCACCCCCUUAUUCUAAGGGGUUGUCACAUGUGGUAUGCACCGCAGAGCUCACUUGGAUCUGUGUUGACCGCUACGGUAAACGUCUCCCGAGUCUAGGGCACCCCGACCAGGUCUCGGAGCAGGCCAGCCACCAGUCCACCUGUAGAAAGGCCUCUCAGUACACAUCUGUCCCAUGGAUCAUUGCAUCUCAGAUCCUUUCAAUGUGCAGACAGGUUUACACACCUGAUGGGGGGGCGCGUGCAUGAAGAUACCACCGAAGUACCUGAAGCAAGACCAGCCCAAAAUCCAGCAGUGUUCAGGUUAUCACAAGGGCUGUGGCAGGAGCCAGGUAGCCCUGAGGAUGUCAAACCUCAACCAACUGUGUGUUUCAGGUGGGGUAGUCACCUGGGUCCCAGUGACUCCACGCUUCUCCCAGGUGUGCUUCAAAUGACGCCAUGACCCAAAUGUGUCUGAACUCUGGCGGGCGUUUCCCUUAAACACCAGCAGAUCCAUGACUCCAGUCCGUUCAUCCCAUCCAGAGCUUCCACCAAAGAGCCUUUGGCUCAAUCUAUAGCUUUAGGGGCCAUGGACCUCCUUGAGGAUAAGGGGAGCUUGGGAAGACUUUUCAUCUGAAAUGAGGGGGGCCUGCAGUCUGCUCUGCUGAUGCAUCGCUGCCAUGUGUCCUGCAGCUGCGUCCCCUCCUUGAGCUGCGCUUCACUCCAGCCAGGGUUGCGGAGACCCGUAGAGCACUUGGAGGGUGCGCUGAUGGUUCAGGAGAUGGCGCUUAUCUUUGUGGGUCGCUGUGGAAGCAGGCUAGAGCGGUCCUGUUUGGAAGAGUGUAAGCAGACAGCCCAAUCUGCAAGGGGUCCGGGGUAUUUUUUUGCAAGGGAGGCAAGAACCCAGCAAAACUCCCUUGUGAUAAUGACAUGAGAACUUGAGGCUGGAAGGAGUCCCCUGGGCCAUAGGCCCCUUAUUACAGUACACCUUCUUAAAGCCCCCUGCCGUUUCCAUGGGCUGCCCUCUUCUCUGUCACUGCCUGUCCCAGACUGUGGAAAAGCAUAGUGCUAAAUAGGUACCUGCUUGUCCCCAGAGGUGGCUGCAGAAGGAAUCGUAAGACAAUUGUGCAUGAAGUGCUGAUUUCUUAUCCUUUCUGGGGAGAUCAGACCCCAUCUCCUACAGGAGUCUUUCUGGCUUUUUCUUAUCCUCACCUUGGUGUUCUUGCAACUUUCUUGCUUCAUCCAAUACGUAGGGUCGAGGUUGACAGCAGACGCCUGCGCUCAUGUCGGAAACAGCAUCUGUAACAAGGCCUCGCAGUCUGUGUGCAUGAAGCAAUAAGGGGAUCCCAUGCCAGGAGAAGGGGAUUCUUUGCCUGUCUCUCAUCUGGAUUUGCUAGGUGACCUUGGCAGGUCCUUUCACCUCUCCGUGCCUCACGGGUAAAGCAGGGAUACUCGUCCUUAACGUCCUCUGGAUGCCGGUUGGGGAUCCUUGGACCACAGCAAAGUGCAUGAGGUUCUCCUGGGAGUAACCUUUUUGAAGUCACUAGGUCAGACCCUUACUGGCGUGAGCAAACCUCAGUCAUUAGCUCCACUCUUUUACAUCAGCUGAGAUGUUGGCCCAAGUGAGUUAGGCUUGUACCAAGGUAGGGAGAAUCAGUCCCUUACACAUUGUGGGGGUGAAGGGUCCCUUGUGAUUUUUGCCCCUGUUGCUUAAAGAUGACAUGUGCUCUUUCUUAUCUGCUGGACUCCACAGCAGCAGGGCCCAAAGGCUUUGCAAACUACCCGCAAAUAGCACGGCUGGUACCGUGUGCCACAUGCCGCCCAGCACAGCUUUGCUUCCCCCAAUCCCCUGACCGGCGGUCACACCGAUCGCUGCCAACAUGAAUCUAGUUGCUAGCACGAAACGGUGGGGAAAUCCCUGAUGGUUUUCUGUGCGUGACCUGCUUAUUACCCGAAGGAGGAACCGAAUGGCGACUCUAUGCUGCUAAGUUCUACAGAGACAAGUGUACUUGGAUGUAAAUAACAGCCUGGUCCUGUAUAUACGGUGAUUAAACACACCAAGAAAAUUCUGUCGAUGUCUAUGUUGGUGAUGGGUUGGGAUUUACAGUAAGAGCAGAGGGCGUCUCAAAGAGCUCCGAGAGCCUGGUCCUCGAAGGUGCCCAGUGCCCAUUCAGUCCUGGUAGGGAUAGGGGCUGCUCAGCAUCUUCCAGGAUCGGGUCCUCUCUGUCGUGUUGUGACGUGUCUUCGUUCUGCCCAUUGAUAGUCCCCUGCGGGACCUGAGGGUGCAGCCAGUGUGGAAACACUGCAGCGUUGAUCCGCGCCUUCCCCAAAGGCCGCUCAGACAAGGCCGGGACUUUCCUUCUCCCGGGGCCGUGGCACUCAGAAGAGAUGCCCAGAAGAGAGGCUGCCUCUUAGGCAUCGGGCUGCAGGUCUCUCCCCGAGACACCGCAAUGACCCGUGGUCUCGCAUUGAAGUGGCACUUCAGAGCUUGUCCGAGGCGGCGGCCUCUUGACCACCAUGACCAAAGACAUAGCAAGCGUGCGAGACCUCCCUCUUCUGAACCACGUCCUUUAUUCUGAAGGCGAACGGGGCUGGGAGGGCAGGUGCUCCAGUGGUAAGAGUCUAUUGGAGAGAUGAGCAUGGACCAAAACCCGGCAGCGCUCUCUCUUUUACUUGGGAAGGGUUCAAAGGCCAAAUUCUUCAGCUCUGUCUGAAGCAAAAUGUCUUGCUGAGUAAGGAUCUGCAGGGUUUGGCCAGUAGGACUGGGCUGGGGGGAAUGAGACAGUAUAGACCAGUGGUGAGAGCUAGGGAGAGGGUGGCAGGAAGGUCUGGUCCUUUCCUCAGUGCUAGCAUUGAUGCAUCGUGUGAACUUCACCUCUCCAUGGCUACAAGUGCAAACACACAACACAUUUACGCUGGAUUGCUGCCCACACGGAGCAGCUCCCCGCUGGGUGUCGAGGGAGGCUGUUUGCAUUGACUGUCCGAGGCUGGACUUGGCUCGAGUUGCAGCCACACAGCCCAUAGGCUGCUGUAUCUUCCUGGCCCAUAGCUACUCCAACUUUACAUCUCACAUCCCCUCUGCAUUUCCCCCUGGGAAGGCAGAUCACACCCUUGUAAAUGUGUCGUGUGCACACCCCAGCUGUGACACGGGGGAUCUUGAAAUCUUCAAGGGCACUUGGAGCCUCUCUGAGUACGGGAGCGCUGGUGUAGGACCCAAGCAGAGGACCCUGUCUAACUCUCCUGGCUCAGAGAAGGCAACCGUUUGCAAAUGCUGGUUUCUUCAUGGGGAUCGUUGUAACCAGAUCACAAGGACAGCACAGAGUCUAGACAUGGGGAAUGGCCAGCUCUGCUGCUGGAAAGGCUGGUCUGGGAGUCUUCAUUUCGGUUAUGCAUCACCCCCUUCCCCUGCAUCAUAUCAAGAGAAAUGAAAAUAAAGCCUGUAGCCUGGCCGAGCACUGGCCGGGGCAGCUUGGAGAGAGACAGCAGUGUUCUUGUGAGCUUUAAAGUUCUCGUCUUCUCAGAAGAGCUACAUCAGAGAUGCGAUGCUGUGGGCUCAGAGAUGUGAUGCUCUCCCUCGCGCAGAGGUGCAAUGCUCUAGGAUGGUGCAAGUGGAGUGGUUCUGGGCAAGACCCCGCUAGUGGCAGUGAGAGUGGGUGAAGACCCAACCUGCUGAUCCAGCAUCCAUCGAAGCAGGAGCCCCGAUGCACAGGCAUGAUCUCUCACCCUGUCCUGGCUCUUGUCCCCGGCUCCGACAUCUUGCUGCGUGGCCCCUGGAGAAGCUGUUCUCCUUGGACUCCAGCGGCAGAGGCUGUGUGUAUGACAGGCCAGGCCCGCCCCAACAGACCAUCGCAGGGUCUGUACGUGCUCCCGUCAGACCCAAACGGAGGCCAGCGCAGGUCCAAAUUCUGGCCUGGGGUCCAAAUGGGGUCAGAGCUGGGGUGCAGGGGGGGUGGGACUGAGCACCACUGACUAACCCCACCAUGGUGGCCGCUACCAAGCCCACCCAAGCUCUGUGCAGCCAAGUCUUGAGCUGAGCCCCUUGCCGGGGGUGUUGAUUUGCACUCACGUGGAUCUUCUAGAUGCUGCGAACUGCCUAUGAUACUGGGGGGCAGCCUAUGAUAACGGGCCCUGCCUGCCUUUUGAUGCACACUGGGGGUGAGAGGUAGGGGAGCUUGCAAAUAAAUGCACUCGGCUUAGCUGCUCCUUUCCGUCUGGGGCUGUCCCCAAAGAGCAGCAGCGAGUCUGACCCCGUCCCUGGCUGGUAGGAACCCCCUUAACUCCAUGGGCUCCCAUGGAAAGCAGCACUCCAGGCCAGCUAAGGACAUGCUAACCCUGUUGUCCAAGUUCACCAGCAAUAAAAACCCUGCAGCUUGAGCUGUGGUGGGAUGGGCCCAGGUGUUGGGUUAGUGGUAAGACUGCGCAUGGGCCCUCCAGCAGCACCGGGGCCUCUGCCGAACCUGAAUCCCGUCUGUGCAUCCUUCGUUCCCUCCCAGCCUCACCGUCCCUCUGCUCUUACUGUGAAUUCAAACCAGAAGUGUUCUGAACUUGAAACUGUUUCCCCUCCCCACAACCUUUCUUGUCCCGCGUUGACUGUUAACAGUUCUCUGAACUACGUCUAUGGAGACUUUGCAAAAAAACAAACAAAAACCCUAAAAAAAAAAUACAAAUAAAUAAAAAUUAAAAUCCACCAAAAAAAAAAAAAGGUACUUUGGAAAGAAUCCAUAUUUAAAGUUGGGUGUAUCUCCUGUCCACUGGUCCUGUUCAAACACUGUUGUAUCGACUUUGCCUCUGGUCUGUGUAUUUAAAGAAAUUUUUAAAAAUUAAAAAAACAAACAAACCCCAUCCUGGAAGUUUUGUACAGCAAAGAUGUAUCCAUAUAGAAACCGUUGUUAAACCGAUAGCACAUUUCACAAGCUACUCCUAAUCUGUUGUCUGUCUCCAUCGGGUUAUAAAGAUGUUAAGAGCUACUGCCUUGGGAUUUUCUACCGUGUGUGUAUAUAUCUGUAUAGAGGUAUGUAUAUAUAUAUAUAAAGAAGCUCUAUAUGUAUACGUAUCUCUCUCUAUCUAUAUCUAGAGCUGACUGUGAAGGAUUUUUAUUCAGGAAAAAAUAAAAUGGAGAAAGGCCCCUUUUAAAACCAGAA
Messenger RNA from Alligator mississippiensis (American alligator), 12350 nucleotides. RefSeq names its product leucine zipper tumor suppressor family member 3 (gene LZTS3). Gene Ontology annotation, cellular component: dendritic spine. The transcript is spliced from 5 exons. Lineage: Eukaryota; Metazoa; Chordata; Crocodylia; Alligatoridae. Bases 2065 to 4056 code for a protein of 663 amino acids. Gene Ontology annotation, biological process: regulation of dendritic spine morphogenesis. The record is from RefSeq and is a predicted model, not a curated record.